CUCGCACGCGAGCACACACGCGCGCUGUAGUCUCACUGCCCACGGCAUGGACGUGCGCACAUUAUAAGGAAUCGGUGUGCUCGGAGUGGCGCAGAAGGCUGCUCCGUCAUGCACUAGGUGGUGUGUGAUGUAAUUUCGCUGCAGAUAUAAAUAUCAUCGGCGAGGGAAAUGUAGCAUGGCUGAGCGGGGCUAGAACGGACGGUCAACAUUUUCCAACUUUUGUGUGAAAACAAAACAGCUUGAACACCAGUCUGAAGUGUAGUGUCUUUUGAGACGAAACCCAUUGAGCGCGACUUCAUGCCGCACACUAGGUUUGACCGUAGCUCUGUCCGUGAGUAAGCUGUUUUAUGCGUCUUUUUGGCUGCCGACACAAUUAUAGAAAAAGACGGCAGUUUGGUCUCUUCAACUCUUUCAGACGCUCAUACCGAUCAGAAGCAUGAGUGUCCAUUCAGCCCUAUUACCAAUAGUUGUCUUAGGACUUAUGACAAGCUCAGUGCGCUGCGCUCCGCUGCCCGGUGGGCAGAACGGACCCGUGGAUCGACGCUGGGAGACCCUCUACUCGCGUUCUCUAGCCCGAAUCCCCGGGGAAAAAAGAGAUAUCAUCCGGGACAGUGAUUAUCUCACGGGCAUUAAAAGACUGCGACGUCUCUACUGCAAUGUUGGCAUCGGGUUUCAUCUCCAAGUAUUACCGGACGGUAGAAUUACUGGCGUGCACAACGAAAACAGUUACAGUCUUCUUGAGAUAUCUCCGGUGGAGAGGGGAGUUGUGACACUGUUUGGCGUCCGGAGCGGGCUAUUCGUGGCCAUGAACAGCAAAGGGAAACUUUUCGGAUCUGUGCAGUUCACAGAUGAAUGCAAGUUCAGAGAAGAGCUUCUUGCAAAUAAUUACAAUGCGUACGAAUCGCUGGCACAUCCCGGGAUGUACAUCGGACUGAGUAAGACUGGAAAAACAAAAAAAGGAAAUCGAGUAUCGACGUCCAUGACGGUGACACAUUUCUUGCCUAGAAUCUGAGCUCGUUUGGAGAAGCGCAAGUCGGAGGAACUGCGAUGCACUUUCUACAAAAAUUACACGUGAAGUUUAGUUUAUGUGUUAUGUAUGUAUAUAUUAGACUAUUUAUCUGUUGGUUUUAUAUUCAUCACAACGUCCUCUUUCGAAGACAACAAAUAAUUUAUUUGCUAUUUGUUAAUUUAUCCUCUUUGCUGCUACCACAUGUUCAUAUACAAGUGAAAUUCCUACAUUGUAAAUUUUAUUUUUUAUUUUUUUGCACUGUUUGUUUGUUCUAAAGCAAUGGCUUUGGAGAGGUAGUCGGUGUAGACGCCAUUUUUAUUUUCUCACGAAUGAAAACAAAGUUUCAAACUUUCACAACAAAUGCUGUCAUUGGGAAAGUUUGUGGAAAGACAUAUUUCAGUUUUGAGUCUGCUGAACGAUCCACCCUAUCAGUCGAAGACUCCGUUUCCAAUCUCGAAAAAUUCAAUAUGGCGUCCACGCUGACUAAGCUCCAUUUGGCCUUCGUUGGAAAGAAUAUGUGAGUCUUAGAUCAAGCCUCCAAUUGUUAAGGUGUAUCAACCCUCACAGUAUUAGCACUGGAGCAAUAUUGUCCAAUGUCUGAGCUCCUUUGUGUGGAGCUCGGAUCUAACUGAAGCAGUAUCGGCUUACUCUAGCGCACUGAAGUUCUACCCCUUCAAAUCUGUUUUUAGCUCUGCUGGGGGGUUGAACUUUGAGCUUAUCUGCAAUCAAUCUUUGUCGCAUCUCUAAGGCUCUGGAAAGAGAGAAGUAGCUUCUUUAACAUAUGGACAUGAAUUGAAAAAAAUCUAAGGCAUUGCAAUGCAGAUACUGUGCCCUGAGCCCCUUUAAAGAGACAUACUGUACAAAGACAGGUCAAGUCAGUCUUUUUGCUGGGUGUCCGGGGAAAUCACUUAUGUUAAAGAACAGUGUUUUUCCAUGGUGGUAACACAGAAACAAAGAAAUGACAGUGUUGUGUGUGCAAAUCAAUGAAGAGUUGAUGUAAAAACAACUUCCACAGUGAGUUACGAGGAGGCACUUUUUUUGUCGUUUUCUACCUCAUGCAGUUUCGAACUGACAGUUUCCUACUUUGAAAAUCAGCUGACAUAGAAUGUUUCGUUUUAAGUUGCUUUUCUGAGUUUUCUGAGGCUACUGCUACUCUGUGAAGUUCUGGCGGCUAUUGCGUCCUAGUUGCGCCUUGUCACGUUUGAGCUAUCUUUACCCUGUGAUAUACUUUUAGAAAGGAUAAUCAUGUUGGAAAUAUUUACAGACAGCUGUUAGUCUAUACUAUAUGCUCAACCAGUAACCCUAUAUUUUUCUUUAUAUAUUUUGUAAAUGUAAUAUGGUGCAAAACUGAGAAGCUGCUUUAAACCUGGUAUACGAUGUUAGUUAAAUUAAGAUAUGAUACAUUCAUGCAGGGAUAAACAAGCUUUCAUUCUUGAACCUUCAAAAACAUUUAUUUGAGAGAUAUUAUCUUUGAAAAAGCAUUCCUUAUUGUCUUCACAAUGGUUAUAGGCCCGCAGGUACACUUCAUUGCAAGAAACUAAAAAUGUACCUAAAUUGAAAAUGAAUGGAUAGUCGUUUGGGCUUCAAGAAGCUCUUAAGAAUGUGUUUAAAAAUUAAAGGAUACUUUUGAGGCUAAACUCACCGACUGACCUCAAAAGCAUGAACACAUUCGCACAGUUUUUUUUUUUUUUGUUUUUUUUUGUAAUCUCAAAGCUGUGAUAUUUCAAUUGUUAUAUGUCCAAAUUUUCCCUGCCUGGAUGUACAGACCAAUUAGUUUCACUUGAUGACUCUGAGCUACCUGAGCUAAUGCUGGAGGAGGGAGGGCUUGUCCCGUGUUUCUCUUUAACACAGCUGUGCCAAACCUCUUUCCAAAUUGACAUGAUUUGCAUCAGUGUGGAUGUUGUUUACAAUAGACCGAAUGGCCAAAGCACAAAGCAUUGGUCUUGAUUUGUUUAACCAAAAAAAAAAAAAAUGCAAUAUCAACCGGCAUGAUCUAGUAGCCUGAGAUUAGUGAAAACUGAACAUGAUCGUCUUUAGGAAGUUUUUUUUUACUGUGUUUAUGAACAGGGAUAUAUGUGGUGUAUUGACUGUAGUUUUAUACAGGUCUUGUUAAAUAUUGUGAUGUAUGUGCUGUGCACAUGAUGAUACCCCUAACUUAAAUGGAAGUUAAUAAAUGUGUAAAUCAUA
Molecule: messenger RNA, 3196 nt
Organism: Carassius auratus (goldfish)
Lineage: Eukaryota; Metazoa; Chordata; Actinopteri; Cypriniformes; Cyprinidae
Product: fibroblast growth factor 4B
Exons: 3
Coding region: 437-1012 (191 amino acids)
Molecular function (GO): growth factor activity
Source: RefSeq, a predicted model, not a curated record